AUGCCUCUCUUCCAAAUGGCCUCUCUUCCAACUGGCCUCUCUCCCAAACGGCCUCUCUUCCAAAUGGCCUCUCUUCAAACGUUGCACUCUCUCCCAAACGGCCUCUCUUCCAAACAGCCUCCUUCAAAGAAGAGAAAAUCCUCUCUCACCAAACGGCCUCACUUCAAACCGGCCUCUUCCAAACGCCUCUCUUUCAAUUCCAAACCUCUCUUCAAACAGCUUCCAUUCCAAACGGCCUCUCUUCCAAAUGGCCUCUCUUCCAAACGGCCUCUCUUCCAAACAGCCUCUCUUCCAACAGCUUCAAUUCAAACAGCCUCUCUUCAAAAUCGGGUACUGUUAUUAUAUUUUUCUUUCUUUUUCUCGUUCAUGUUUAUUCUUUCUUCCCUCUCUUUCUUUCUUUCUUUCUUUUUUCCUUCCUUCAAUGUAAGAUUUUUCUUUCUUUUUUCCUACAUGCUCAUUUUCUUUUCAUUAUUUCUCUUUCAUUCUUUCUUUCUUUCUUUCUUCUUUCCUUCCUUCCUUCCUUUAAUAUUUUUCUUUCUUUUUUCCUACAUGCUCAUUCUUUCUUUUCAUUAUUUCUCUUUCAUUCUUUCUUUCUUCCUUCCUUCCUUUAAUGUAAGAUUUUUCUUUCUUUUUCUCCUUCAUGUUCAUUCUUUCUUCCCUCUCUUUCUUUCUUUCUUUUCCCUUCCUUUUAAUGUAAGAUUUUUCUUUCUUUUUUCCUACAUGCUCAUUCUUUCUUUUCAUUAUUUCUCUUUCUUUCUUUCUUCCUUUAAUGUAAGAUUCUUUUUCUUUUUAUCCUCCAUGCCCAAUUUUCUUUCUUUCUUUCUUUAA
Molecule: messenger RNA, 828 nt
Organism: Acanthosepion pharaonis
Lineage: Eukaryota; Metazoa; Mollusca; Cephalopoda; Sepiida; Sepiidae
Source: the annotation of a GenBank genome assembly